AUGACCUCGAAGCCGCCUAAAGUGCUCGUGGCAAAUAGAGGUGAAAUCGCCGCCCGGGUCCUCUCAGCAGCGCGGGAGCUGGGCAUGCCAACCGUUGCCAUCUUUGCCGCUGAAGACAAGUCUGCAGGGUAUCAUAAUAAAGCCGACGAAGCGCUUCCCGCUUGCGCUGAAAGUGACCGUACUCCUGUUGAUGCGUAUUUGAACGCCGAUCGAAUUGUGAAAAUUGCCAGAGAGCAGCGUGUGGACCUCAUUCAUCCCGGAUACGGCUUCCUCUCCGAGAAUGCGGGCUUUGCCGAGCAAGUUCGUGCAGCAGGCAUGAAAUUUGUUGGACCGCCGACCGAGUAA
Messenger RNA from Akanthomyces muscarius, 345 nucleotides. RefSeq lists its product as uncharacterized. The transcript is spliced from 6 exons. Gene Ontology annotation, molecular function: methylcrotonoyl-CoA carboxylase activity. NCBI's taxonomy places the organism in Eukaryota, Fungi, Ascomycota, Sordariomycetes, Hypocreales, Cordycipitaceae. Gene Ontology annotation, cellular component: mitochondrion. The record is from RefSeq and is a predicted model, not a curated record. The coding region runs from base 1 to 345 and encodes 114 amino acids.